This is a messenger RNA of Penicillium verrucosum, 480 nucleotides long. RefSeq lists its product as uncharacterized. Lineage: Eukaryota; Fungi; Ascomycota; Eurotiomycetes; Eurotiales; Aspergillaceae. The transcript has a single exon. The record is from RefSeq and is a predicted model, not a curated record. Bases 1 to 480 code for a protein of 159 amino acids.
AUGUUCUUCAACUACCGCCCCAGCGCAAACGCACACCGCACAAGCGCAAGCACAAACCAAAGCUCGCUGUCCGCGCCUUCCUCGCCGGACCCUUACCAUUCCCGUGAGCGCUACUCAAGCGUCUCCAGCUCGUCCUCGACAAACGGCGACCGUCGUCGUCCUCCCCGUCCAAAGUACGAGGAAGAGGAAAUGUACUUCAUCUGGUACCACCGUGUCGAUCUGUGUCAGGAGUGGAAGGAGGUCAGGGAGGCUUUUAAUCGUCAGUUCCCGGACCGUCAGAGACGCGGCUUCCAGGGUAUCCAGUGCAAGUUUUAUCGCUUCAUUAAGGAAAAGAAGUGUCCCACUCUGCGUGAGCAGAGGCGCAUGCGGGAUGGGGAGUUCCUGAGAGAGGGGGGGCUUCCGCUGCGCUUGCUGGGGAUCAUGGGGCUGCGCCCAAGUUUGGGGUUAGGGAAUAUACUAAUGUUUGGUAUUCUUGGAUGA